Molecule: messenger RNA, 1074 nt
Organism: Bufo gargarizans (Asiatic toad)
Lineage: Eukaryota; Metazoa; Chordata; Amphibia; Anura; Bufonidae
Gene: C2HXorf65
Product: chromosome 2 CXorf65 homolog
Exons: 5
Coding region: 135-593 (152 amino acids)
Source: RefSeq, a predicted model, not a curated record
CAGCAGUCAAGUCAAUGGCUGCUAAUUGUGGCCAUCUAGUCUCUCCCUGGAGACUGCCCCUGUUUUUAUUGCUCCUGCUACCAUGACUAGAGACACUCACAAUUUCAGCUGCUCACUUACAGAAUACAGCAGAAAUGUUCAUAACUGUUCUUUAUGGAGACAGUGAAGAGAUGCUGUUUAAUAUCAACUGUAAAGUUCAACUCCUUCUAGAAUGUAUGAAGAACUCUUGUCACUAUGAAAAUGAAGGGGAAAUAGAACUUGCAGAUGGCAGUGGACAAGUGAAGAAUCUUCUGGAGAACCAGCAGUGUUAUGCCAAUGAGCUCCUCAGUGAAAGGGAGACGUGUGUCCUGCUUGCCGUGAAUAGGUCCCCGGACUCCUCAGAUGUCAUAUUUACCCCAUUACUGAAUGAUGAUACCAUUGUAAAUGCCAAAUUUUUAGGUAAGGGUGAACCUUUAGAAUUCCACAAAUAUCUUGCCAAGUCCCUACAGCUCAAGCAAUCUACAUAUUAUGUGGUCUCCAUUCUGUAUUAUGUAUUUGACAUCAUCGAGAAAUUACUUCAUUUUCAUCAACACUCUCUAUUUCAGUUAUACUGACUAUAUACAAGACUAUGCAGCUAAUGCUAAAUUCUGCAACUGUCUAAUAUAAUUUGGGGGAAUUUAUCAUUCACCCCAUGCCACUUUUCUGGUGCAAAAUAUUGUCGCAAGUGGCAUUUCUAUGCUGCCCUAGCCAAUUUCAGAAAAAAGGGGGAGUGGGAAGAAAGGGUAGCUUUCAAUUUAGAUGCACAGGGUGCUGGAGGAUGUGCCUAAUAUAUAUUGAGGCUUGCAUCUAGCCAUAAAUGAGGUGCGUCCUCUAGGAGCACAUGCAAGAUCACAAACCAGCAUAAAAUGCCGGUCUUUGGUAAAUUCCACCCUUUGUGUUUACCUUACCAUUUUUAAGAUGUCUACUUAAUGACAGUGAAUAGGAUCAUUCCAGUUUAUAUCAGAGGCUGACAACAAAAGUUCAUUUAUUUCAGAAAUGCAACUUAAAAUUAGAAUUUUGUGAAAAGGUUCCAUAUUCUAGGCUCAAAGUGUCACA